AUGAACGCGCACUCCCCGCCCCUCCCGAAUCUGCACGCCCUCUCCCUCGACACCCACGGCCCCGGCGGCUACACCCACCCCCCCCAGCACACCUACCGCUACAAUGCCGUAUUCGGCCCCCCCGUAGGCAUGCCCCAGCCAGCAGGCAGCCCAGACUGGUCCUCCAAACGCAGCUCCCGAUCCGGCCUGCCUACUAACUGGUACGACCCGAACGAGUACAGGCCCGCAUCCCCCCCCGCGACCCUCUCCCCUCCGUCCUCGGCCCCCACCACCGCCCCGGCCUACCCCUACCAGCCCCAGCCGUCCUACCCCGACGGCUCGUAUGGGAUGCCCCUCGGCAUGGUCGACACGCCCUCCCCACCCCCGAUGGGCUAUCCCCCGAUGGGCUUCAACGGCGGCUACCCCGUAGACCAGAGACGCGCACAGCAGCAGGCGCAGGGCCAGGCGAAUGGAUGGCGGAACGGCUAUGCGAUGCCUGCAAUCCCUCAUCAAGACGACGACGUGAUCCCCACCGCCAUCGUCAUCAAAAACAUUCCCUUUGCCGUCACACGUGAGACCCUGCUGGGCGUGAUGGAGUCGCUCGGCGCGCCUCUGCCUUAUGCGUUCAACUAUCACCACGAUAAUGGCGUAUUCCGCGGUCUGGCGUUUGCAAACUUUAGGGCCCCCGAGGAGGCCGCGAGUGUCGUCGCCGCGCUGAACGGGUACGACGUCCAGGGGAGAAAGCUGCGCGUCGAGUAUAAAAAAGUGCUGCAGCCGGGAGAAAAGGACAAGAUUGAGAGGGAAAAGGCGUUGAAGAGGAUGCGGUCGCUGCAGUUUGAUAGGGAAAAGAUGCCGCCGCCUCUCAACCUGCCUAUCCGUCAUCAGCAGGUGCCCCCCAUUCCGUAUGACCAGUCGCCACCCCAUUCCGCCUCGGCGGCGUCGACUUCAUCUGCCGACAAUCUACCCCCGCUCGAUAUGAAUGACCCCGCCACGCUCGACAUCUACUCUCGCGUCUUGGUUUUCAAAGAGGACAGGAUGCGGGAUGAGCUGGCGUUUUCCAAAAACUUGACCCCGCAGGAGAGGAGGAUUGUGCAUUCCGUCGCACAGCGACUCGGCCUCUCGAGCCGUACGCGAGGCGAAGACGACCAAACCGUCGUAGUCAGCCGCGAACCCCAGCCCCGACCGCAACUCCACUCCUCCACAUCCCUCCAAAACAACUACUACGACCCUUCUCCCCAGUCUUCCGCACCCGAAGUCUCGCCAAACCUCCGGUACAAAAAGUCCAUGCCGGAUCUGCGCGGUUUCAAUGGUCCUGUCGUGUCGCGCGACCCGUCCCGGAGUUUGACGCCGCAGAGGAGUUCGGGCAAUAUCCGAGAGAUGGGGCGCGAGUAUGCGUCCAUGGGCGCUGCUGGUGGUCGUCAGGCGAGUCGUCAGCAGCCGUCCAACCCUCAAUACGGCGGUGCAUUCAACGGCCUGUUUGGCCAUUCUAUCGAUAUCCCCCCUGUGCCGCCUCUUCCUUCUGGGAUGGGCAUGCACAACAAGGGCCACUCUGUCUCGAGUAUCAGCGGGAUAAGCGGCCAGCCGCAUCACUCCCACUCGCACUCGUACUCGCAAUCCAACCAAGCAUUCUCCUCACACCACUCCAACGGCCGCGCCUCGCCUGAAGACUUGCUCUCACCCAUCUCGUCCUCUUCCCUCUCCCACGCGCAGUCCCUGCCGAAUAAUAAUCAUAAUAAUGCGACGCAACCGGUGCGGAACCCCCGCGGACCGGCGGGCGAGUCUAGGGGGUUUUCACAGACGUUGAGGCCGGUGGCGAGUAGGGGCAUGAUGGGCCCGCCUCAUCUCCCCCAUUCCUCCGGCAGCGCAGGGAGCAGCGGCGGCAGCACCGGCAACAGCACCAGCGCCGCAGGCCUCUCCUCUUCCCUCCCCCGGGAUCUGGGGAGGGAAGCGGCGGGCACGAUCGGUGAAGGACCUGGGAGUGUGAGUAGUAGGCGGGAUAGUGGGAGUGUGAAGAGUGGGACUGGGAGUGGGAGUGGGAGUGGGGAUGAGGGGAUCAUGAGGACGAGGGAGAGUUUAGAAAUCUAA
This is a messenger RNA of Cryptococcus wingfieldii CBS 7118, 2064 nucleotides long. RefSeq names its product cytoplasmic protein. The record is from RefSeq and is a predicted model, not a curated record. Gene Ontology annotation, cellular component: nucleus; cytoplasm. The transcript has 2 exons. The coding region runs from base 1 to 2064 and encodes 687 amino acids. Lineage: Eukaryota; Fungi; Basidiomycota; Tremellomycetes; Tremellales; Cryptococcaceae. Gene Ontology annotation, molecular function: mRNA binding.